Messenger RNA from Pomacea canaliculata, 6123 nucleotides. RefSeq names its product dual specificity mitogen-activated protein kinase kinase 7-like. Gene Ontology annotation, molecular function: ATP binding; protein kinase activity. The transcript has 13 exons. Lineage: Eukaryota; Metazoa; Mollusca; Gastropoda; Architaenioglossa; Ampullariidae. The record is from RefSeq and is a predicted model, not a curated record. Gene Ontology annotation, biological process: protein phosphorylation. The coding region runs from base 46 to 1272 and encodes 408 amino acids.
UUUAAUUUUGAGGUGGCACUCCGUAUCAUGUGACAACAACCCAAAAUGUCGACUUCAUCAUUUCUAAGUAGGCUAGAUGAUCUCCAGCAACGGCUUAUGGCCGAAAACAGAUCUUUAGAAGAUGAUCGACGAAAUAGAAAUGCCGAGACAGGCUCUCCAAGUCCUAGGCGACCUCGAAUGCUCACAAGUAGUGCCAGUGAAGGAUGUUUGCCCAAUACAUCCACACGAUCCAGUUCUGCACCUUCAUCAGGAAGACGUCGACCAGGCAACAUCCAGUUUGAUGGAUUUGCUCGUUCACAGUCCAGAACACCACAUGACAGUGCAGAAAUAGAUCAGAAAAUUGAGGAAAUUAUGAAACAGUCAGGAAUAUUAACACUAAAUGGACAGAAAAUCCGUACAGAUGUUACAGAUAUGGAAUCCUUGGGAGAAUUGGGUCAUGGCACGUGCGGUCAGGUUGUGCGAAUGCGGCAUAAACCUUCAAGCUUGCUUAUGGCAGUCAAGCAAAUGCGUCGAUCAGGAAACCGUGAAGAAAACAAGAGAAUCAUCAUGGAUCUUGAUGUUGUCAUCAAAAGUCACGACUGUCCCUACAUUGUGCAGUGUGUUGGUACCUUCAUAACUAAGAGUGAAGUCUGGAUUUGCAUGGAGCUAAUGUCUACAUGCCUGGACAAGCUGCUGAAACGUACCUGCCAACCCAUACCUGAGAAAGUACUUGGGAAGAUGGCAGUGUCUAUUGUGAAAGCUCUCCAUUAUCUUAAAGAAAGACAUGGUGUCAUUCACAGAGAUGUGAAACCCUCCAACAUGCUACUUGAUGCUAAAGGAACGGUCAAAUUGUGUGACUUUGGCAUAAGUGGUCGUUUGGUGGACUCCAAAGCCAAGACACGCAGUGCUGGAUGUGCCGCUUAUAUGGCGCCAGAAAGAAUCGACCCACCUGAUCCAACCAGACCUGACUAUGACAUACGUGCUGAUGUGUGGAGCCUUGGGAUCUCACUGGUUGAGCUAGCCACAGGAGAGUUUCCAUACAAGAACUGCCGCACGGACUUUGAGGUGCUGACUAAGGUCUUGCAAGAAGACCCUCCCCAACUCUCACGAGAGUUUUCAGCAGACCUACGAUCAUUUGUGAAAGAUUGUUUAACAAAAGAUUACAAGAGGAGGCCUAAAUACAAGAGACUUUUGGAGCAUGGAUUCAUCCGGCGUUCAGAGGCAGAGCAGGUGGACAUGGCAGCGUGGUUUGCAGAUGUAUCAAGCCUCAUGGAGGUUUCACGCUUUACGUGACAACUUGUAACAUGCUUGGCAUUCCCAAGGCCAAGAGGUGGUAGAAUGGUAUGUUACAUGUUUCUCUCCUUCUGCUGUAUGCCUGGGACAUUUGCACAAAGCAAAGAGCUCAGGGUCCAAGAAUCACAACUCUCUACAAGCAGUAGACAACAGCAGAGCCCUUAUCUUGGAAACUGUUUUAGAAAGGUUCACUUGCAUGCAAAACUCGACAUUUGUAAAAUCAUCCCAUCUUUAUUUUUAUUGGGUUUUUCCACACACACACACACACACAAUAAAGAUGGAAGGCUAGAAAUUGUUGUGGUCACAGCAUAUGCCAAUUUUGAAGGUUUAUAUGUAAAAUUUUGUGAACAUGUGAUCUUCAUGGCCUUGAAACUUUUGUGGCUUACAAGUAUAUUAAUAUGCUCAGGAUUCAGCCGGACCCUACCACCAUAGUCUGUCAUGAAUUUGUAGGAGACUAAUUUAUUUGUAGUUUUUGAAUGACAUUUGGUGGGACAGUGGUUGAAUUUUAUGUGCCUGGAGCACACAGCAUGCUUUAUUUUGACAAUUUUAUUUAUUUAUUCAUCUUUAUUAACUGCUUUGUUUUUGAUAGAAAAAAUUCUUAAUGAUAAUAAAUUACAAUUCUGCUGGUUCCCACUAUGUUAUUUUGAAGAAAUAAAACCUGGCUUUGUUUUAAGAAAAAAAAAGGUUCAGUUAAGUCUAUACACUAGGAUUGAUUCGUUUUUCAAACACUGUCAUCUUUAGAUAUCAUUGGUUGUUUUUUAAUGCAUGCUGAUGUUUUUUGAGUUUUAGCUUUACAAAAGUGAAUGCAAUUGUAGUCAAGGUGGAAAAAAAUUAUGUGAGUUGUCUGACAGAUGAUACUUAAUGCAGAUUGCCAUUUUUGGAUGAAAGAGCUUGACCAUUAUGUACAGACAACACAUGAUUGCAUUUUGUUUUGCUCUGCAUGUUUGUGAGAGAGGAAUUUACACUAAAUGCUUGUGUGUGAAUGCAUAGUAUGUACAAACUUCUGUACAUCUUGUGGAAGGCAUUGGGAUACACUUUUUAAGUUUGGUAGAUAUUACAAAAAAUAACAUGAAACCAUGUCAAAAACUGUAAAAAGAAAAAUGUCAUGAUGCUUUACUAUCUCUGUUUUAUUCUCUCUCUUUGUUAUUGCUGUCAUUACCAUUCCUUUGAUUAGUUUCAUUUAUUCAUCCCUUGACUGGUACCAGUUGAUGAACAUUACUGGUCAUCAGAUGGAACAACUAGAUAGACAUAGCAGUUGACAAAGCUUGCCAGUUGGGCAAGUUUUCCUGGGCAGUGGUGAGCAUAUCCUGCAUGGAAUGACCACCCCUGUACAUCCACAAGCCAGUUCUCUUUUUCUUCACAUUUGAGAACAAGUGACAGGAGGCUAUUCUAGAUCACAUAUAGGGAGUGCAAAACCAAUGACUUUGUACAGAUUAGGGUCAUCAGAUUCUUAGGAAAGCAGAAACCACUUCUUGCCAUAGUCAAGUAGCUGAAGCUGAUCAGCAUGACACUAUUUUACACUUUUUCCCUGAUUCUCAAUAUCUGUAUGGCUGGCAAGAAGAUGGCACUAGAGGUUUGGAGCAGAUACAGUUGACAUGACGUGCUUUACAGCAUGUAGUUGUCUAGCAAAAAAACAGCAGAAGAAAUUCAUUGUCAGUGGAUGUGCCCAUCGUUUCACUGUUGGUUGUCCACAAAUACCUUCUUGUUUGUCUAUAAUAUUCUGUAGUCAUUCCUGCAAGCAUGGUUUGAAUUGUUAAUACUGAUGCUGUUCAAGUGUGUGCUUUACUGUCCAGCUUUGGGCUGUUACUGUUUCAGAUAUUUAUACACAACAUUUAUGUGACUUGUAAAUGGCUAUCAAAGGUCUUCAUGAUAACAAAUGUGAAUGAUAAAAAAAAAUUGAACUUGGACAAAAUGUAAGGUGUAUUGGAUCAAGCAAAGUAAGUUAACUUACUGACAGCAGUGCACAGAACAGACAGCUCUAGCCCAGGACAGUUGGAAGGAGUUUGAUCUCUAGGGUUAUUGGUUUGAGGAUGAUAAUGACAAUAACAAUGAUGUUGUCAAGAGGUGAGAAAGUGGCUUGUAGCAUUACAUCAUACUGACAAGUGGGAACCUUGAUGCAGAAUUAUUUUGGUUAUAUGUGAGUUUAUUCUUGUUGUGGAGUGAAGCAAUCACAUUGUGAAUAGGAUUUUGUUGAAGGAAGAACCAGAAAUGAGUGAUCCUAAAUUUGGAGAUGUAUGUUACAGGUAUAAUAUUCUUCUUACAUAAUUUGAGAAUCUUUAAAAUAAAAUCUUAUUCUAGUGAGUGGUGUGGUGGAGCUGAAAGGCAGGGUGGGGGAAUGAAUAUUGUGUGCAUGAUGUGUGAACAGGUGAAUACCUAGUAAGUAGUAUAUGUGUUCCAAUGAUUAGGGUAAGAGUAUUUUAGCCAGGUGGAUGUUGGGGACAUGGGUGCCUCUCUUCAGGCUUUUGUAUAAGAUUUCAAAGUAGCCAUAGACUAUUUUCACAUAAAUCUGUAUUUUAAAAAUCAUGUCAUGGGCAGGUUUAAAGCUGGACAGAAUGCAAACAUUUUCAUUUGAAGCAACAUGUACCCAUUUGGAGGAUGGCCUGCACAUCAGGGUUGACGAAGUGUUGUUUAAAAUAGUAACCUUAGGAGCAGUUCAGAACCACUCAAAUCUUCUCCACUGCUUCUGAAGUCAUAAAGUUUAUGUCCCAUUUUCAAAGACUCUUGAGACUAGCACAGACAAGAAGCAUUUUUAUUGAAGACUAAGCCUGAAAAUAUUUAAUUGUAUAAAGGAAUUAAAGGUUAAGACGUGUUCAAUACUGGAAAUAACCUUAACCAACACAGGAAAAACUUGAGGCCAAAAUCUCAGAAAAUUUAGAGUUGGCUUUAAAUAAUGUCAACAAGAACACAACAUAUUUUAAACAAAACUUAAACUUUGAUCUCAGGAGAAUUUUUUUUCAGAAAAUAAUUAUAAACUCCCAGGAUCAGUUUGGCUUUUUUUUUUUUUUUAAGUUCAUGUGAUAUUGAUUCUAUUUAUUUGACUUGCUCUUUUUCUUCUUAAAGUGUACAAAUGACUUUUUUUUUGCCUUGCAUGCUACUCAGUGUUUAAUGAAGCAUAUUUUCAUGCAUUGUAUUGACUUUACAGUGGUGCGUGCCGGUGCUGAAUGCUGUCUAAUCUGUUCUGGGAUAAUGACUGCCUUUCCCCCUUUUUUUUAAAAAGAGGUUUAUUUUCUGUUGUUAACAAGAAUUCAUGUGUUACUGAUUUUUGGAGGCUAUUUUUCAGGUCAUAUAUUUCUCAUCCUUUUCUAAUACCUAUUUAGCUUAUAUUUUACCUUUGUAUGUGCUUCCUUACAACCUUCUUUAAGGUGGUUUUUGACAUUUCAACACCGAUCCAUAUGAUAUAACUCUUGCCAUGAGUUUGCCUGUGAUGGUUGCAAAUUCAGACUCAAAUGUUGAAAAAUUGUUCUAAACCAAUAAAAGUAAGACACAACAUUGACAAAUUUUUGGCAGGGAGGGAUUGUCCCUGUGAUGAAUGUGCUUUCAGAACAGGUUUUUUAAUUUGCAGGAGAUGGUUGGGAACUAGUGGUUGAGGGUUUCAGGAGAGAGAGCAGGAAAUUUGACAAGAAUGUUUUUAAAAACAAAAUUUCAUGUUUUGUUUAGGACAACAUUUAGAACCACAAAGAUUUAGAAGCAGUCUCUUACCACUUUGCAUUUCUCAGCAUUGCUCCUACAGCCUAAAGCAUCAUCCUUGUGAUUGCAAAAUGUAUGGUAAAAAUAUUCUCCAAGAUGCAGUAAUAUCUUCAAAAAAAAAAUCAAAGGUUUUUCUUAUCAUUUUUUUAAACAAUAGAUUUGUUGUACUAUCUGCUUUGUCAUGCUUCCUUAGCGAAUCAGGUUUUCUGGUAAAGCUUUCACAUGAAAAUCUUUCCGUUGUUCUUUUGAACUGCUGGAAAGGAAGCGAAACUGCUUUGGUUAGAAUUAAUUAUGAAUAUGAUUAAGAGUAUGUUUCAGAAUUUUCUGAUAUUUGUCUUAGUGCACAAGGCUGUCAGCAGAAAAAGCUGGUCUGACAAUGUUGUCCUGACUCAUAGUAUGCUUAUGUACUUGUGUGUGUGUUUCUGUAGACAUGUGUGUGAGAGACCAAGAUGUGGGAGUGGAAGGAUAUGCAGGAACAAAUAAAAGUCAGUAUACUCGGCAGGAAUGACAUUAUCAUUAACUAAAUACUGCUUGAAAGUGUCAACAUUAGAGGAAAGGUAGUGCUCAGUUUUGACCACAUGUGCCAUUUAAGAAAAUUGUAAGUCUGUUUUAUAAUCCCUAUUUUAUAAAAUAGUAUUCGUUGGUUGGAAGCAGAUGAACUUUUAAGGUUUCAUUAUUAGCAGUUUAGCAUGCAGUCUCCCUGCUUAAUGAUUUCCUAAGAGUAUACAUAAGAAGGAAAAGAAAUCGGUGUUUAUUCCUAAAAACUCUUCACAUGUGCAUUAGAUACAUUCAGCAAUACAAUUAUUCAGCUUGUUUGGGAAAUUGUUAGACGAGUUCUUGCAGUGCUUCUCUGUCACAGUUGUUUCUAAUCUGGUGUGUGAAAAUGAAUUUAGAGAAAAUCUAUUAAAAGAAAUGAAGAGUGAAAGCAAGAUCAAUUGUUUAGUGCAAAUGGAUUUAUUUGUAUAAGCUCAUGAAUUAAAACAUUUUGGAGACAGAGAAAAUCUAUUCAAAGUUGAAUACUGAUAGCCAUUUCUUCUGUAGUGUGUGUGUGCUAUGUAAACUUUGGUUCAGUUUCUCUUCAUGAUGGUAUCUUUUCCAUUAUUAACAACUGUACAUUUGAAAAUAUAAAUGCACAUAAAAAUGUAAUAAAACAUCAACAUACGG